This is a messenger RNA of Fusarium keratoplasticum, 522 nucleotides long. Its product is annotated as MARVEL domain-containing protein. The record is from RefSeq and is a predicted model, not a curated record. Gene Ontology annotation, biological process: protein localization to plasma membrane; eisosome assembly. Bases 1 to 522 code for a protein of 173 amino acids. The transcript has a single exon. Gene Ontology annotation, cellular component: plasma membrane; eisosome. Lineage: Eukaryota; Fungi; Ascomycota; Sordariomycetes; Hypocreales; Nectriaceae.
AUGCGGUACAACCUCGUCAAGAUGAUCCUUCGCGGAUUCGAGCUACUUAUAACACUCCUGCUGACAGCUGUGACCGGCAACGUAAUCGCAUCCAACAUUGAUGCCGCUGGCACAGCGACUGCCGCCGUCAACUUUGUCAUGUUCGUCGCUGCUGUCUGUUGGAUUGUCUCUAUUAUUGGACUCGGCUCAUUCUUUGCCUCGGUCCUCGACAAGCCUGUCGCACAACUGGUCCUCGACGGCAGUGUCGUUCUCUUCACGUUUAUUGCCGCCAUCGUUCUUGCAGCAAAACUGCGUGUUGUGGACUGCGGAGACAUCAACCCCAAGGCUCUGCCAGGCGACUGGAUCGCGUGGGGUUCUGGCAGCGACGAGAAGCGUUGUCGUGAGCUCCAGGCCAGCACCGUCUUCAUGUGGUUCCUCUUCGGAUCCUUCUGUGGCAGCCUGUUCCUCACCGUUAGGGACGUUCGCAGCACCUAUGGCUCCAUCCGUGGCUCAAGGCCAAGCAUGUCCCAGAUCGGUGUCUAA